Molecule: messenger RNA, 984 nt
Organism: Olea europaea var. sylvestris
Lineage: Eukaryota; Viridiplantae; Streptophyta; Magnoliopsida; Lamiales; Oleaceae
Product: transcription factor HY5
Exons: 4
Coding region: 187-642 (151 amino acids)
Biological process (GO): positive regulation of transcription by RNA polymerase II; response to red light; regulation of photomorphogenesis
Cellular component (GO): nucleus
Molecular function (GO): DNA-binding transcription factor activity, RNA polymerase II-specific
Source: RefSeq, a predicted model, not a curated record
UGCAGCGUCAUAAUUUCUCCUCCUCUCCCGUCUCUCUGGCCCUGUAUCUCAGGCUCACUGUAUUAUUCACAUCCCGCUCUUUUUUUCUCCUUCUGACAGCUAAAUAUCCCAUCCCAAAGCUCUCUUUCUCUCUCCUAAAGUAUUUUGGGCUCUCUCUCUACGUUCUAUUUUUUAGAUUUGAAGGAAAUGCAGGACCAAGGUACUAGUUCAAUUGCAGCCAGUUCAUUGCCUUCAAGUAGUGAGAGAUCUUCAAGCUCCGCCCUUCACGUUGAAGUAAAAGAAGGUAUGGAGAGUGAUGAUGAAAUAAGAAGAGUACCGGAGAUGGGCGGAGAGGCGGCUGGGCCGGUAGUUUCCGCCACCGGUCCGGUUCAGCCAUCAAGUGGCGGGCAAAGGAGGAGAGGUAGAAGCCCAGCUGACAAAGAAAACAAGAGGUUAAAACGGUUGUUGAGGAACAGAGUGUCAGCACAACAAGCUAGGGAGAGGAAGAAGGCAUACUUGAUUGAUUUGGAGGCAAGAGUCAAAGAGUUGGAAACUAAGAAUGCAGAGCUCGAAGAGAGGCUUUCGACUAUGCAAAAUGAGAAUCAAAUGCUUAGACAGAUACUGAAAAAUACAACUGCAGGAUCACAGGAGGGGCGGAAGUGAAUAAAAUUUUACAUGAGAGAGAGAGAGACUCGGGUAACAGAAAGGAGGAUCUUUUGAUCUUCAUAAACACACGAGGUGGAGAUCAUUUGAGUUAUCUUGUUCCUUCUUUUAUUUAAACCAAACGCCAGAUGCUAUAGAUUGUAGAUUAGCUAUUCAGUAAUUGUAGGAGAAGUUGGAUUCUGUGGUAGAUGAUUUCCCUAACCUCUAUGCUCCAUGCUUGAUUCUCCAUAAGCAAGAAUCGAAGAAAGAUUUUUCUCUUUCAAUUUCGUGUUCUUGGCAUUUGAUCCACUCCAUCAAACCAGGGUAAUGAAAGUUUAUGCCUAGUUGGUAAUUCAUUUUUCA